This is a messenger RNA of Cyclospora cayetanensis, 711 nucleotides long. RefSeq lists its product as uncharacterized. The coding region runs from base 40 to 711 and encodes 223 amino acids. The record is from RefSeq and is a predicted model, not a curated record. The transcript is spliced from 5 exons. Lineage: Eukaryota; Apicomplexa; Conoidasida; Eucoccidiorida; Eimeriidae.
CCUCGCUACUUCCCCUUGGGCGGUGGUGUUCUUGAGGAGAUGCUUGUGCGAAUCAUGCAGCAGCAACAAGGCUCCCAAGGGCACCGGCAGCCUGUUGCUUUACUGCCGAUGCCAAAGACGCAAGAACUCGUUGACUUCGUGGAACGACUCAGCAGCAGCAACAGCAGCAGCAGUGGCGACUUGAGGGGAACUGUUGCUGCGCUGCAGCUGGAAUUGGAGGGCCAGCCUGGCGAUGCGUGGAUCUACUACCCUGCCCCUUCGCUGCCUGGCUUCAGUGUCUCCUUGUCCAGUGACAGCACGACUGGCGGGAGCAGCGCGAUGAGCUAUCAGGAAAUCCUUGUUGAGCUUGAGAAGCUUACGGGCGUCCACUGGGCCUUCACGUUUGGCACCGCGCUGACUCCAAAGUCAGUUGCACGUCUUCUUUCUAUUUUCGCCUUAUCCCGCCGAAUAGAUGCGGCCUUCGAGUUUGUAGCAAAGCGCAACAAAGAAGAUUUGAUAUUGUUGCGGCAGGCAGCUGCAGGAGUUGAAGCCUUAGAGGUGCUACUGCAGCGCAGCCGCGCGACAGCAGAGCUGAUGAGGCCACUUGCCCUGCAGCAGCAGCGGCUCGAGCAGCGCUACGAGGCGCUGCUUUUGUUGAGGGCCAUGAAGGACUGCGAGACCAGGCGGGUGCAACACUUGCAGCAGGAAAUGAACGCCACAUGUAUUAUAUAG